AUGUCUAACCCUGCUCCCACCGUCGCUGUCAUUGGGCUAGGUGCCCUCGGUCUGGUGGCUUUGAAGAACCUUCUCGAGGAAGGCUACGAUGCAAUCGCCUAUGAGAAGAAACCAUAUAUCGGCGGUAUUUGGCGAUAUAACGAUGGAUCGGAUACUUCAGUCUUAAAGAGUACGAUAGUAAACAUAUCCAAACAACGGGGAUGCUUUACUGACUUCCCGUUCCGAGACGAUGUUGAAUCGUUGCCCAACGCGAAAGAGGUUGCAGCUUACCUUGUCGAAUACGCUUCCCAUUUCAAUUUACAUGACAAGAUGAAACUCAAUACCACUGUGCACGGAAUUAAGAGGGUAGAAGAAAUGCAGAAAUGGUGCCUGGAGCUUUCGGGUCCUGGUGAUGAGCCUAAAGAGCCGAAAUUGUUAUACUAUGACAAGGUCAUUGUAGCGACAGGACCCAAUGCAGUUGCUAAUUACCCCAAAGUCAAAGAUAUCGAGCUAUUCAAAGGCAGGGUACUUCAUAGCCAGGAAUAUAAGCGACCCACGGACUUUGAUGGAAAACGAGUGCUGGUUCUCGGCUUUUCGAAUUCGGCUGCAGAUACUGCAACCACACUAGUUGGGCAUGCAAAGGCAAUCUAUCUCUCACAUAGGCAUGGGAAUUUCGUGAUGCCACGCAAAUUGAACGGCAAGCCAGCAGACCACAGCGUUUCAUACCGAAUUACGGCUAUGAUGGAAUUUUUCAUGAAAUACUUUCCCCGUAUAGGCGAAAUUAUAUUCGAACAUGCAUUUGUCAAGAUGCAGAAUUCAUCCUUUGAACUCCAGCCAAACUGGAGAUUUACUUCAGUAGCCCCAGCAGCACAAUCUAUACCUAUUGUCUCCGAAGAUUUAGUUGGUGAACUGCGUGCGGGCACAAUCAUUUCUGUCAGUGGCCUAAAGCAAAUCAGGGGUGACCACAACGUCGAGCUUGAUGAUGGCACCCAACUCCCCGACAUUGAUUGCAUCAUCUAUUGUACUGGAUAUGACUUCGACACUUCGAUUGUUGGCGAGUAUGACCCGUCACGCCAUGUUAAUCAGAAGUGGCUUUCAUCCGCUGGUUCCAACAGGAGACCUUUUCCAUGGCUAUAUCAGAACGUCAUCUCCCUUGAUUAUCCCGAUUCGCUGGCUUUCAUGGGCACUACUGCGUUUUUAUCUCCGGCAUUUUUUGUGUACGAUCUUGCUUCCAUGGCUAUUGCGCAAAUCUGGAAGGGCAACGCAAGGCUUCCAUCAAAGGAGGAAAUGAACAGGCAAGCUGAUGAGCAUUUUCGCUGGAUCCAAUAUCUUGCUUCACGAGGCACCGUGCAUCCUAGCAGAGUGAAGAGUUAUGAGUGGAUGCAAUGGGCAAAUGAAGCAGCGUGUACUGGAGUCCCAGAUAAACUCGGCUAUGGGUUGAGUGGCUGGUGGUUUUGGCUGCGAAAUUAUAAGCUUUGCAACUUGUUGAUGGGGGGCAUUUACUCCCCUCAUAUCUAUCGGCUGUUUACGACGAGAAGACGGAAGGCUUGGGAGGGCGCUCGAGAAGCAAUAAUAAAGGCCAACUCUGUAUAA
Ophidiomyces ophidiicola is the source of this 1572-nucleotide messenger RNA. RefSeq lists its product as uncharacterized. The record is from RefSeq and is a predicted model, not a curated record. NCBI's taxonomy places the organism in Eukaryota, Fungi, Ascomycota, Eurotiomycetes, Onygenales, Onygenaceae. Gene Ontology annotation, molecular function: N,N-dimethylaniline monooxygenase activity; flavin adenine dinucleotide binding; NADP binding. The transcript is spliced from 7 exons. The coding region runs from base 1 to 1572 and encodes 523 amino acids.